Molecule: messenger RNA, 9839 nt
Organism: Salvelinus fontinalis (brook trout)
Lineage: Eukaryota; Metazoa; Chordata; Actinopteri; Salmoniformes; Salmonidae
Product: sodium channel protein type 4 subunit alpha B-like
Exons: 23
Coding region: 1766-6760 (1664 amino acids)
Biological process (GO): membrane depolarization during action potential; neuronal action potential; sodium ion transmembrane transport
Cellular component (GO): plasma membrane; axon; voltage-gated sodium channel complex
Molecular function (GO): protein binding; voltage-gated sodium channel activity
Source: RefSeq, a predicted model, not a curated record
CCUUAAUGUUUUGUACACAGUAAAAAUUAUUCAACAUGUCACCUGACCUGGGAUUUGAACUCACAACCUCAUUGUUCACAGCAUCCAGAUCUUCCUGCUACGCCACCAUGUCUGUGUCAGUUAUCCGUUCAUUUGACUAUUCUCUCAUCAUUGAUUUGAUUUACACUACCGGUCAAAAGUUUUAGAACGCCUACUCAUUCAAGGGUUUUUCUUAAUUUUUUACUUUUUUCCUAUAUUUAGAAUAAUAGUGAAGACAUAAAAACUAUGUAAUAACACGUAUGGAAUCAUGUAGUAACCAAAAAUGUGUUAAACAAAUCAAAAUAUAUCUUAUAUUUCAGAUUCUUCAAAAAGCCACCCUUUGCCUUGGUGACAGCUUUGCACACGCCUGGCAUUCUUUCAACCAGCUUCACCUGGAAUGCUUUCCAACAGUCUUGAAGGAGUUCCCACAUAUGCUGAGCACUUGUUGGCUGCUUUUCCUUCACUCCUUGACUUGGGGUGUCAGGUAGCCUAGUGGUUAGAGUGUUGGGUCAAUAACUGAAAGGUUGCUGGAUUGAAUCCCUGAGCUGACAAGGUACAAAUCUGUUGUUCUGCUCCUGAAUAAGGCAGUUUAACCACUGUUCCCCAGUAGGCUGUCAUUGUGAACAAGAAUUUGUUCUUAACUGACUUGCCUAGUUUAAAAAAAUGUUUUAUCUCAAUUUGGUUGAGGUCGGGGGAUUGUGAAGGCCAGGUCAUCUGAUGCAGCACUCCACCACUCUCCUUCUUGGUAAAAUAGCCCUUACACAGCCUGGAGGUGUGUUGGGUCAUUGUCUUGUUGAAAAACAAAAGUCCACUAAUUCCAAACCAGAUGGGAUGGUGUAUCGCUGCAGGAGGCUGUGGUAGCCUUGAAUUCUAAAUAAAUCACAGACAGUGUCACCAGCAAAGCACCCCCACACCAUAACACCUCCAGGCUGAUAGUUCCACUAAUUCCAAACCUGAUGGGAUGACGUAUCGCCGCAGGAGGCUGUGGUAGCCUUGAAUUGCUUUACGGUGGGAAAUACACAUGCGGAGAUUAUCCGUUCACCCUCACCGUGUCUCACAAAAUUGCGGCGGUUGGAUCCAAAAAUCUCAAAUUUGGACAAAAAAAAAUCUAAUUUGGACUCCAUUUGGUGUCCUUUAGUAGUGGUUUCUUUGCAGCAAUAAGACCACGAAGGCCUGAUUCACACAGUCUCCUCUGAACAGUUGAUGUUGAGAUGUGUCUGUUACUUGAACUCUGUGAAGCAUUUAUUUGGGCUGCAAUUUUUGAGGCUGGUAACUCUAAUGAACUUAUCCUCUGCAGCAGAGGUAACUCUGGGUCUUCCAUUCCUGUGGCGGUCCUGAUGAGAGCCAGUUUCAUCAUAGCACUUGAUGGUUUUUGCGAUUGCACUUUGCAUGUUCCGGAUUGACUGACCUUCAUGUCUUAAAGUAAUGAUGGACUGUCAUUUCUCUUUGCUUAUUUGAGCUGUUCUUGCCAUAAUAAGGACAUGGUCUUUUACCAAAUAGGGCUAUCUUCUGGCGAGUCACCCUCCUCACACAUCCUUAGCCAUAUUUGGUAAUGUCAUUAUUUGGCAACAGUUACAACAUACUUAAUUGAUCUAAUUAAAAUGGGUUUUAGUAUCAGAAACUCCAGGUCGGGUGAACAGGAGCUCGAGAUGUUUUCAAUUUCGGUACACCAUGAAUUGUUGAUGAGGAAACAUACCUCUCCCCCUACUCUUAUCAGAAGCCGUCGUUCGAUCCAUAUGGGAAAUGCAUGCUCAUCAUGUUGACAGUCAUGUCCAACUGUGCCUUUAUGACGAUGAGUGACCCUCCGGCAUGGAGUAAAACUGAAUAUGUUUUCACUGGUAUCUAUACCGUUGAGGCAACAAUUAAAGUGUUGUCCAGUGGCUUCUGUGUUGGAGAUUUCACAUACUUUCGAGAUCCAUGGAACUGGCCGGAUUUCAUUUUGAUCAGCAUGACGUACCUCACAGAGUUUGUUGACCUGGGCAACGUGUCUGUCUUCAGGAUGUUCCGUGUACUCCGAGCCCUUAAAUUAAUCACUGUAAUUCCCGGUCUGAAGACCAUUGUGGGCACUCUGAUCAUGUCAGUGAAGAAGCUGGCUGAUGUGAUGAUCCUAACAGUGUGCUGCCUGGCUGUGUUCGCUAUGAUCGGCCUGCAAAUGUUCAUGGGAACCCUGAAGCAGAAGUGUGUUCACUGGCCCCCUGGUGAAUGGCAUUUCAACUCCACCUACAUGGGCAACAUCGCUAUGGCUAAUGGUUUUAAUGACGUUAUGGGCUACAAUGGCGCAAGCACCGGCAACAGCACCUGGGACUUCAAGGCAUACAUCAACGAUAAAGCGAACCAUUACUUCCUUCCUGGAAUGUUAGACCCUCUUCUUUGUGGAAACGCUUCUGAUGCUGGAAUAUGUCCUGAAGGAUACACGUGUAUGAAGGCCGGAGGGAAUCCCAACUAUGGAUACACAAGCUACGACAGUUUUGGAUGGGCCUACCUUGCCCUAAUUCAGCUCAUGACACUGGACUUCUGGGAAAAUCUACUCCAGUUGACUCUUCGCUCAGCCGGGAAAACCUACAUGAUUUUCUUUGUGGUGGUGAUCUUCCUGUGCUCGUUCUACCUGAUCAACCUGAUCCUAGCUGUGGUGGCCAUAGCGCAUGCUGAGCAGAACGAGGCCACCAUGGCCGAGGCCAAGGAGAAGGAGGAGGAGUACGCCAUGAUCAUGGUGCAGCUGAAGAGGGCCAGUGUACCCAAGGGGAGUAAGGACCAGCUGGAAGGAGCAGGCCUUCAGAAGAAGACACCCAGUGUCUACAGCCAAGAUGCCAUGGACGAUUUGGAGGAGGAACUGAGGCCUUGUCCGCCUUGCUGGUACAAGUGUUCAGACGUCUUCCUGAAAUGGAACUGCUGUGUGCCCUGGGUGACUUUCAAGAAGUGGAUGUACUUCAUAGUGAUGGACCCAUUCAUGGACUUGUUCAUCACCAUCUGCACUGUACUCAACAUCAUGUUCUUGGCCAUGGAGCACUACCCCAUGACACCACAGUUUGAAGAAGUGCUGAGUGUGGGGAACUUGGUCUUCACGGGAAUCUUCACAGCAGAGAUGGUGCUGAAGCUCAUCGCCAUGGAUCCGUACUACUACUUCCAGGUCGGGGGGAACAUCUUCGACAGCAUCAUUGUGACAAUCAGCCUGAUGGAGCUGUGGCUGGCCGACGUCGAGGGUCUUUACGUGCUUCGCUCCUUCCGUCUGAUGCGUGUUUUCAAGCUGACCAAAUCCUGGCCCACACUCAACAUGACAAUCAAGAUCAUCGGUAAUUCAGUGGGCACCCUGGUUAACAUCACUCUGGUCCUGGCCAUCAUCGUCUUCAUGUUUGCCGUGGGGGGCAUGCAGCUCUUCGGCAAGAGCUACAAAGAGUGUGUCUGCAAGAUCUCCUUGGACUGCGAGCUGCCCCGCUGGCACAUGAAUGACUUCUUCCACUCUUUUCUCAUCAUCUUCCGGGUGCUGUGCGGAGAGUGGAUCGAGACCAUGUGGGAUUGCAUGGAGGUGGCCGGACAGGGCGUUAGCCUCGUCUUCUUCAUGACGGUCAUGGUCAUCUGUAAACUAGUGGUGUUGAACGUCUUCUUGACCUUUCUGCUGAGCUCGUUCAGCCAUUACAACCUGGCGGCUCCAGAGGAGGACGGGGAGAUAACCAACCUGCAGAUCGCCACCAGCAGGAUCACCAGGGGCAUCGACUGGGCCAAGGCAUACGUCAUCAAACAGUUCUGCAUUAUCAUAGGCAACCAGCCUAAGGAGGAUGGAGAACGGGCUGACGGUAAUGGGGGUAGUAAUGGGGAUUUGGACGACUUCCCAAAGGACAGGUUGGCUUUGAAAAAUGUUUAUUCCAGUGACAACCCAAAGGCUGAUUUGGAGCUCAAAAUCCUGGACGAUGUUAAUCCAAGUGGAUUUCUUACAAAUGCGAAUUUGACCCUGGAUGUACCUUUUGCCAAAAUCGAGUCUGAUGAUGAUGAGGAUGACGGCUCUGAAGAGAAAGGAGAAGGCGCAAAUGAGGAUGCUGAAGAGGAUACUGAGCUAAGGAAAUCUAUUGCACAGGACAAUGCCUCUUUGAUCUGCAGGACAGCGGACAAUCCCCCUGAAGUGGAGAAAGAAGAGGCAAACCCCACCAGCCCUGAGAACUGCUGGACUGAGAAAUGCAUUGGACGAUGCCCUUGCCUUGAUUUUGACAUCACCACGGGCCAAGGAAAAACUUGGUGGAACUUCAGGAAGACAUGCUUCCUCAUUGUGGAGCACAACUACUUUCAGUCCUUUAUCAUCUUCAUGAUCCUGAUGAGUAGUGGAGCUUUGGCUUUUGAAGACAUACACAUUGAACAGCGCAGGACCAUAAAAGUCAUCCUGGAAUAUGCUGAUCAAUUCUUCACCUACGUGUUCAUUAUUGAGAUGCUCUUGAAGUGGGUGGCUUACGGAUUCCAGGCCUACUUCACAAACGCAUGGUGCUGGCUGGACUUCCUCAUUGUGGAUGUGUCUAUGAUUAGUUUAACGGCUAACUUUCUGGGCUACGCUGAACUUGGGCCAAUCAAAUCUCUUCGAAAGUUACGGGCUUUGCGGCCCCUCCGCGCCCUGUCCAGAUUUGAGGGAAUGAGGGUGGUGGUGAACGCUCUGGUGGGGGCCAUUCCUUCCAUCGGCAACGUGCUUCUAGUGUGCGCCACCUUCUGGCUCAUCUUCAGCAUCAUUGGAGUCAACCUGUUUGCUGGGAAGUACUACUACUGCUUCAACACCACGUCUGAGGAGCUGUUCUCUGCUGAAGUUGUGAACAACAAGACCGAAUGCAUCCAACUAAUAGAGGAUAAUAACGACGUGCGCUGGAUGAACUCAAAGAUCAACUUUGACAACGUGGCCGUGGGCUACCUUUCCCUCCUGCAAGUAGCAACAUUUAAAGGAUGGCUGGAUAUAAUGUAUAGCGCUGUGGAUUCACGUGUGGUGGGAGAGCAACCCAUGUAUGAGGGUAAUGUUUACAUGUACAUCUACUUUGUCAUGUUCGUCAUCUUUGGGUCCUUCUUCACCCUGAAUCUCUUCAUUGGUGUCAUAAUCGACAACUUCAACCAACAAAAAAAGAAGUUUGGAGGGAGAAAUAUUUUCAUGACAGAGGAACAGAAUAAGUACUGCAAUGCCAUGAAAAAGCUUGGUUCCGAGAAGCUACAGAAACCCAUUCCGAGACCCAAGAACAAAUUCGCAGGCAUUAUUUAUGACCUGAUCACCCAACAAUUCUUCGAGAUCUUCAUUUUUGUGCUGAUCUGCCUCAGCAUGGUAACGAUGAUGGUGGACACAGAUGACCAGAGCGAGGAGAAGGAUAAAAUCCUCUUCUUCAUCAACCUGAUGUUUAUCUUCAUCUUCAUCGCAGAGUGUAUCCUCAAGUUGAUCGGACUGCGGCAAUAUUAUUUUACCGUCGGAUGGAAUAUUUUAGAUUUUGUCGUCGUCAUUCUCUCCAUCCUUGGUUUACUGCUGGCAGACCUCACAGAGAAGUAUUUUAUCUCACCUAACCUUUUCCGUGUCAUAAGACUGGCCAGGAUUGGUCGAGUUCUGAGACUUAUCCGAGGGGCUAAAGGCAUCCGGACACUGUUGUUUGCCCUGAGGAUGUCACUUCCAGCUAUCUUCAACAUUGGGCUCCUGCUCUUUCUCGUCAUGUUUAUCUUCUCCAUUAUUGGAAUGUCCAACUUUGCGUAUGUCAAGAAGGAGGCCGGAAUAGACGAUAUGAUCAAUUUUGAAACAUUUGGCAACAGUAUCAUUUGUCUGUUCGUGAUCACAACCACAGCCGGUUGGGAUAGUGUCCUCACACCCAUGCUGAAUAGUGCACCUCCGGACUGUGACCCAGACAUGGAAAAUCCAGGCACAGAUGUAAGAGGCAACUGCAACAGCUUUGGUUGGGGAAUUUGUUUUAUCUGCAGCUACAUCAUCGUGUGUUUCUUUCUUGUGGUCAACAUGUACAUUGCCAUUAUCCUUGAGAACUUCAAUGUUGCCAUAGAGGAGAGCGGCAACCCGCUGUGUGAGGAAGACUUUGAGAUGUUCUAUGAGACCUGGGAGAAGUUCGACCCUGACGCGUCACAAUUCAUCGCCUACGACAUUUUGUCGGAGUUCUGUGACACGCUUAAAGACCCGCUCAGGAUCCCCAAACCCAACGCAAUCAAGCUGAUCACCAUGGACCUUCCCAUUGUCCCUGGGGAUAAGAUCCACUGUCUGGACAUCCUGCUGGCGCUGACCACAGAGGUGCUGGGAGAAUCAGGGGAGAUGGAUGCCAUGAAGGAGAGCAUGGAGGAGAAGUUCAUGGCCAACAACCCCUUUAAAGUGUCAUACAAGCCAAUCACCACCACCCUGAUGCGAAAGCAGGAGGAGGUAGCAGCUGUUGUUAUUCAGAGAGCCUGUCGUAAGCAUCUCCUGAGAAGUUCGAUGAAACUCGCUUCCUACAAGUACCACGAGAAGAAAGAGUUAACCAAGGAGGACGAAGCGCCGCCAGACCAGGAGGGAAUGAUUGCCAUCAAGAUGAGCAAACUGUACGGAAGCCAACACUCACUCGGAGUGGAUGAAACCGUUGUAGAUAUGGAUUCUUAUGUAAAUCGGGAGAGAAAAGAACUGACAGAGACACAACCGCCUGUGGAGACGACUGAAACGCCGCUGCCUGUGGAGCUUCAGAACGAGAUCAUCUCGCACUCUGCCCCCUUUGUCAUCCCGGCCUCAACCCAUAACUCACAGCUGAAAGAGUUCCAUGUUUGAAUAGCUAGUGCAGCCAAUGGAUAAACACCGCAUCAGCAUGGUCUUCUGCCUUUGACGAUGAGACCGCUUCUUCAUCUCCAAAGUCUAACUUUGGUAUGUUUGGCUUGGGUCAGAGUCUGAGUUUCUUGCUAACUAAGUCUUUGAGGGACACGUCGAGCCCACCCCACUGAAUCCAAGAGAUUGCAUAGAGAUGAUGAUAUAACGAAUAUAGCAGUCAAUGUUAAUUGAUGUUGAUGAUAACCUGGAAUGUAUUGACUGAGAAAUCAUAGCUAUUGUUGGCAAGACAAUCACCAAAGCCUGAGUUGAAAGUUUGGGCCCUUUUAUGGAUGCAAGCCCAGUUGUGGUAGCAUACCCCCUUGUAAUAUAUAGUUGAGAUCAACUGAGAAUUAAAUAACCUAAGAGAUAGGUAGCAAUGUAUAAGAUAAUAAUAAGCGAAUUAAACUCCAUCUCACAAGUGAGUAGAAACCUGACUCCUAUGGUUUUACUCUUAACACAAAAACAUACCUUUCAGUACCCUGAAAGUAAUUUAAUAAAUAUGUUCAUUUUCGUAUUUUUUAUACCAUUUUUAUUCAGCUGUUCGUUGGGUUGGCAGGUAGCCUAGUGGUUAGAGCAUUGAGCCAGUAACUGAAAGAUUGCUAGAUUGAAUCCCCGAGCUGACAAGGUACAAAUAUGUCGUUCUGCCCCUGAACAAGACAGUUAAACCACUGUUCCCCAGUAGGUUGUCAUUGUAAGUAAGAAUUUGUUCUUAACUGACUUGCCUAGUUAAAUAAAUACAAAUAUUCUACUGCACUUGCAGUAUUAAUUUGGGAAAAAAAGGCAAGCAAUAUUCUCAUCUGUAUCUUCAAAGUUUAAAUAUGACUCCAAAAACAGGAUUCUCAAGAAGUAUUAUAGUUUUUUCAUAUGGAAUCUGACUUUUGGUACAUGUCCCAUUUUAAUCAAAUCAAAUCAAAUGUAUUUAUAUAGCCCUUCUUACAUCAGCUGAUAUCUCAAAGUGCUGUACAGAAACCCAGCCUAAAACCCCAAACAGCAAGCAAUGCAGGUGUAGAAGCACGGUGGCUAGGAAAAACUCCCUAGAAAGGCCAAAACUUAGGAAGAAACCUAGAGAGGAACCAGGCUAUGAGGGGUGGCCAGUCCUCUUCUGGCUGUGCCGGGUGGAGAUUAUAACAGAACAUGGCCAAGAUGUUCAAAUGUUCAUAAAUGACCAGCAUGGUCAAAUAAUAAUCAUCACAGUAGUUGUCGAAGACAUGAAUAACAAUUAUUUUUAGCUAGCAAAUAUAGCUAGCACGCAUAACUUAACCAAGCUAACGAAAAUACACAUGCUCAGGUAGAUUCUGUCAAAGUUACGUCAUUUUACGAAGUAACUAGCUAGCUACAGUUAAUAGUUAAAUUAGCUAGCUAAUGAUUGUAGCUGGCUAACGUUAUAUCUGUCACUGACUUAGUCCUUACUAAAACUUUUAUGAAUAAACUUUUAUGACUUCCCUAUAAUUUUCCAAAUAGCAGUACAAGAACGUCAAAUAAAAAUGUUAAAUAUAUUUUUUAUUGAAUACAAUUGUAUUUUGAAGUUAUUAUUUGUCUGGAGUUUGGUUUGACGUGUUUGGCCAACACUUUUGUGUGUUCAUUUUAAGGUAUUAAAUCAAAUACUAACACUGGGAUUUAGAGUAUAUACAAAGUAUUUUAUCGACGACACACACCUAUCCCGUAGAAGUUGACUAAUUCUGCUGAAUAACAAUUAAUUUGUACAAUUUUUAUAAGGUCAGUUCUCUUUUAUUGUCAAAUUUCUUAAUUUUCUGUUUCCUUUGAUUUGAUUUUUAAGGAAAAUAACUUUCCUUUUUAGUUUUUCUCAUUGUAGUAACACAAGUAACCUACUGUAGUAACACAAGUACUACUAACAGUGUUCGGUUUUUAAUCUGCAAUUAUUUGUGCUAUUAAGCAGUAUGAUAAAAUAGAAAUUAAUAAUGACAUAUUUCACAUAUUUGACAUAUUUUCAGCAUGACAUACAUGCUGAAAAUGUACUGGUCCGUUUAUUGGAACAUGAGGCUUGUAACACCAGAGUUGUUUUUGAUUAUUUUCACAAGGGGCACUCACUAUAUGUGUUAACUGAGUCACUUUGGAUAAAAGCUUCAGCUAAAAUGACCUUACAAGUCUUAACACAGAAAUGUCUUAAUCGUGGGAAUACAGUAGGAAAGCACGUUGAAAGCGUUGUUUGUACUGGAGAAUGAAGCCUUGUCAGGAACGCAGUUUAUUCAUAAAAAAAAGUGUGAUGUUAACGACUUUUUAAUUAUACUUAAAUAUCAAUCUCACCUAAAUGUGUGUACAGUAUCGUACACAAUCUCUGUCUGGAGAGGCACAUUUUACAAUUGAUACUAAUACACUCCGAUAAGCACAAUCAAGCACACUGCGAUUUCUUUGGAAACUUGUAUGAGAAACGCGUGGAUUAAUUACACAUGCAUGGAACCACCUUGAAACAAUGCGUGGAGGACAACUUAGAUAACAUAAGUACAUGUUCUAUUUAUUUCAGGGAUUCAAUCAUUCUAACCAGUUUUUACUUCAUUUGAAUUAAGGACAAAUACUAAGCUAGCAACUGCAUAUUUUUGUACAAGAGCUUCCAUGUUUGUUAAACCAAGUGUGCCUAUUUGUAAGUGGUACCUACAACAGCAGUUCCCUCCAAAGGGAGACUGAUUUGCCUGUAAAUCAUGUUCUACGCACUGUGUGAACAUUCAAGCAGAGGACCUUGGAAUUGUGAAAUGCAAAUAGCAUUUCAUGUCAUGCACCAUUGUUUACAAAAACGAAUACCGUGUGAAAGUGAUGGAGAAGGCCGGUUAUAUUGCAUUUUUUUACUGAGGCUGAAUGCGUGAUGUCAGCGUGGCCUGUAAACAUUGUAUGUUCACUGCUCAACUGUGGAGGAUUUUGGAGAUUGUAUUACUUUGUAUUAUGGAUAUGAAGAGCGUUUCAUUCAUGUAAUGAUAGACUAUACAUGCAUAAAUACACCGCAGUACAUAUUAUGCUGUAAAAUUUGACUUUCUAACAAUUCUAAUACAUUUCUAAUAAAAAAAUAAAGAUGUGUUUGGGUGCUCUGCCA